Molecule: messenger RNA, 3348 nt
Organism: Melospiza georgiana
Lineage: Eukaryota; Metazoa; Chordata; Aves; Passeriformes; Passerellidae
Gene: TBC1D20
Product: TBC1 domain family member 20
Exons: 8
Coding region: 69-1286 (405 amino acids)
Biological process (GO): positive regulation of GTPase activity; endoplasmic reticulum to Golgi vesicle-mediated transport
Cellular component (GO): endoplasmic reticulum membrane
Molecular function (GO): GTPase activator activity
Source: RefSeq, a predicted model, not a curated record
UGGGAUAUCGAGUGGCUCUCGGCUGCUUCUCUCUUUCCUCACAUGAGGCAGUGGUGACAAAUUCCACCAUGUGGUGUGAAGUAGUGUCCCUUCUCCGCUCCCUGGGAAGCUCUCUGGUGUCCUACUUUGAUGCUAAGAAGAAAAGAAAAGUGGCAGAGAUUUACCAGGCUCUGAACAGCGACCCCAUCAACGUGGCAAAGCUGAGGCGGAUGGCGAUCAGCGAGGGCGGGCUGCUCACCGACGAGAUCCGGCGCAAAGUGUGGCCAAAGCUGCUCAGUGUUAACACAGAUGACCUGCCCCCUCUUCCAGCCAGGAAGGAGCUGCGAGAGGACAACAAGGAUUACCAGCAGGUGCUACUGGAUGUGCGGCGAUCCCUGCGCCGCUUCCCGCCAGGGAUGCCAGAUGACCAGAGGGAAGGAUUGCAGGAGGAGCUCAUCGAUAUCAUCCUGCACGUCCUGCAGCGCAACCCCCAGCUGCACUACUACCAGGGCUACCAUGACAUCGUGGUCACCUUCCUGCUGGUGGUGGGGGACAGGCUGGCCACAGCACUGGUGGAGAAGCUCUCAACACAUCAUCUCAGGGAUUUUAUGGACUCAACAAUGGAUAAUACCAAGCACAUUUUAAAUUACCUGAUGCCCAUCAUAGACCAGGUGAACCCUGAGGUGCAUGACUUCAUGCAGAGUGCGGAGGUGGGAACCAUCUUUGCUCUCAGCUGGCUGAUCACCUGGUUUGGCCACGUUUUGUCUGACUUCAGGCACGUUGUGCGAUUAUAUGACUUCUUCCUGGCCUGCCACCCACUGAUGCCCAUUUAUUUUGCAGCUGUGAUCGUGCUGCACCGGGAGCAGGAAGUCCUGGACUGUGAGUGUGACAUGGCCUCUGUGCACCACCUCCUGUCCCAGAUCCCACAGGACCUUCCCUACGAGUCCCUGAUCAGCAAAGCCGGGGACCUUUUUGUCCAGUUCCCACCAUCCGAGCUGGCCAAGGAGGCAGCUCAGGCAGCUCAGGCGGAACGAACUGCAGCUUCCACUUUUAAGGACUUUGAGUUGGCGUCAGUGCAGCAGAGACCAGACACUGUGUUGAGGCAACGCUUCAGAGAGCGGCUCCGAGGGGAGGAGCGGCUCCGGGGCGAGGAGAGGACAAAAUCCUUCUUGACAAAGCCCCGGACCAACCGCUUUGUCAAGCUGGCAGUGAUGGGGCUGACGGUGGCCCUGGGAGCAGCUGCCCUGGCCAUGGUGAAGAGUGCACUGGAGUGGGCACCCAAGUUUCAGCUGCAGAUUUUCCCCUGAAGCCGGAGGAAGGGCCUCUGCUGUCACUGCAUCCACCCCCAACAGGAAGGGCUGAUGUGUGAUGAAGGACGUGCCCAGAAACGACCUGUCUGAAGAUUAUUUUUUAUUCUUACUGCGUCCAGUAACGCUUUUGGCCUUUGUGACAGAGGCUGAGGGAACCAGCCCAGCAGGACGGUUCCCCGCACCAUGCUCACCUUGUUCCCCUUUCCCUGUGCAAGGGUGAGCAGACAGGCACUCCUGCUGUCUCCUGAGGAACCAGAGGUAUGGACAAGUUUGGCUGUUCAGGCUGUGCUCAGGUGACUGUACAGAGGGAGAGCUGUGUGUGGGCUGUGCCCAAAUGAUCCUGUGUACUCCACUGGGCAAAAAUAGUGGGAGUGAGAGCAGAUCUUUGCCUGGAGGAGUGUCCAACAGGGUUUGUUCUGGGUGCUUGCGUGUGUGAGGGUAGAGGGCACUGCACUCCUGAGGAACAGGGCAGCCCUUUGGCUCUUCAUUGCUCCAGUGUGCCCCACGAUCUGCCUUCAGCUUUGCCGGUGCUCCAGCUCUUCCCUGUCCUCUGAGCACCCUCUGAGCAGAGCCAAACCUUUCCCACACCCUGGCCAGCACAAUGCUCUCAGCUUCUCUUCAGUGUGUAACACUCCCUGGCUCUUUUUGCUCCCACAUUUUUGCAGCCUGAUCUGUUUGUAGGGGCCAGGAGCAGACCUUAGUUCCCCCCAGCUCUCAGGCACUGCCACUGCUGUGCUGGCAGUGCUGUGACCAUAUCUGGGGUCAGUGAAGUGAGCACGAGUGUGGUCACCCUGCCAAAGGUGUGCACUGUCAUGUGCCAGGUUAUGCUACCACAAGCCUUAGUGGCACUGUAAACACCCUUUGCAGACUUCUUUAAUAGCUCUGGAAGUGGACAUUACCGUGCCCAUGGGGAGAAAGGCUUUCUCCACCUUGUGAAACACUUUACACAGGAUAGAAGUUGUUGCACUAGGAAAUGUGACAAAAACCUCCCCCACGAGCUGAUCAGGCUUCAGCAUGACCUCUGGAAAUAACAUGAGGGGUUUCCCAGAAAGGGCACCCUGACCCCUGCAUAGCUCCCAUCUCCCCGCCAGUUCCAUUGGCAGUCCCAGUGCUCCCUGCCCUCCAAGCUAAGCAGCAAAUCCUUCUAGACACCUGAGUGUCCCACUGAGACAGAGCCAAUAGACACUCUAUGCCUCUACCUCUCCCCCAAGCUGCUAAAUCUCCCUCAAGUGUCCUUACCUGUCCCUCACAGCUCCCUCCCGCUGCCCCAUCAUUGCUCUGUUGUGCCCAAAGCCAUCUGUGCCAUGCCCAGGGGCUGCACACCUGAAAAGGAGGUGUUGGUGGAAGGGAUUUUGGGAUAGAGAAGAAAACUCAUGCCCUGCAAAGCUCAGCACCCCCCACUCCCACCCAUCUUGGUCCAUAACCGCCCUGGGUGUGUUCUGGUUUGCCCCCAGGCCCUUGCUCAUGGAAGGGAUGUGCCUUUCUGGCCAGAGGGCAGGUGGGCAGUUUUCAUUCCUGACAUGUGUUCCCAGGAAGCUCUGAGCAGGAGCUCCCUUUGCCUCUGCAGGUGAAAUGUGCAGUGACUGAAACUGCCUCGUCCAGGCAGGCAGCAAGACCUGUUCCCUCCUCUCCUCAGUGGUGCCAGUGGCCUUGGAGAGACCUGGGGCUGCUCAGGGGCUCCUCCCAGUGUGGCUGAAGGCAGAGCCCAUUCCUGGCCCCUUGGCAUCCCCAGAGCAGCAGAACAGGACUGGGGGCUGGGCCACUUAGCACUUUAGAAACCAUUGGUGCAGGAGAAUGUGGUGACCUGGGAAUGCUGCUGGAGGGCCCAGAACUGCUCUGUACACUACACUGAAGGAUGGGAUGGCUGGAGCCCCCCAGAGGAGCCCCUUCAUUCCCUGGCCAUGAUGCACUUUAGUUCUUGUGUUGUCCCCAGUGGGGGGAGAGAGGCCUGGGAGGAGACCAGGGUGCUUCAGUUACUCUGUACAAAGACUUAUACACCCCCUGUAAAUGCAGAUUUCUACAAGCCCUAAAACUGUAAAAUAAACAGUUACUAAACACA